Molecule: messenger RNA, 1404 nt
Organism: Saccharomyces mikatae IFO 1815
Lineage: Eukaryota; Fungi; Ascomycota; Saccharomycetes; Saccharomycetales; Saccharomycetaceae
Product: histidine phosphatase family protein
Exons: 1
Coding region: 1-1404 (467 amino acids)
Cellular component (GO): fungal-type cell wall
Molecular function (GO): acid phosphatase activity
Source: RefSeq, a predicted model, not a curated record
AUGUUCAAGUCUGUUGUUUAUUCAGUUUUAGCCGCUUCUUUGGUUAAUGCAGGCACAAUCCCUCUAGGUAAGAUGGCCGACAUUGCCAAGAUUGGUACACAAGAAGAUAUCUUCCCAUUCUUGGGUGGUGCCGGUCCAUAUUUCUCUUUCCCUGGAGAUUACGGUAUUUCUCGUGAUUUGCCUGAAGGUUGUGAGAUGAAACAAUUGCAGAUGAUUGGUAGACAUGGUGAAAGAUACCCCACUACUAGUAAGGCUAAGUCUAUCUCUAAAACAUGGUAUAAGCUAAGUAACUAUACCCGCCAAUUCAACGGCACGCUCUCAUUUUUGAAUGAUGACUACGAAUUUUUCAUUCGUGACGCUAACGAUUUGGAAAUGGAAACUACUCUUGACAACUCAGUCGAUGUUUUGAACCCAUACACUGGUGAGAUGAAUGCCAAGAGACAUGCUCGUGAAUUUUUGGCACAAUACGGUUACAUGUUGGAAAACAAAACUAGCUUCCCAGUGUUUGCCUCCAGUUCUGAGAGAGUUCAUGAUACCGCUCAAUAUUUCAUUGACGGUUUAGGUGACCAAUUCAACAUCUCCUUACAAACUGUUAGUGAAGAUGAAUCUGCUGGUGCCAACACUUUGAGUGCUGGUUAUGCAUGCCCUGCUUGGGAUGAAGACGCCAACGAUGACAUUUUGGAAAAGUAUGAUACCACAUAUUUGGACGACAUUGCCAAGAGAUUAAACAAGGAAAACAAGGGUUUGAACUUGACCUCAACUGAUGCUAACACUUUGUUUGCAUGGUGUGCAUACGAAUUAAAUGCCAGAGGUUACAGUGAUGUCUGUGAUAUCUUUACCAAAGAUGAAUUGGUCCGUUAUUCCUAUGGCCAAGACUUGGUCUCCUUCUACCAGGAUGGUCCAGGUUAUGAUAUGAUCAAAUCUGUUGGUGCCAACUUGUUCAAUGCUUCUUUGAAGUUGAUGAAACAAAGCGAAGUCCAAGACAACAAGGUUUGGUUGAGUUUUACCCAUGACACCGAUAUUUUGAACUAUUUAACUACGAUAGGUAUUGUUGACGACAAGAACAAUUUGACCGCUGAGUACGUUCCAUUCAUGGGCAACACUUUCCAUAAGUCCUGGUACAUUCCUCAAGGUGCCCGUGUUUACACUGAAAAGUUCCAAUGUUCCAAUGACACCUAUGUCAGAUACGUCAUCAACGACGCUGUCGUGCCACUCGAAUCCUGCUCCACUGGUCCAGGUUUCUCUUGUGAAAUAAAGGACUUCUACGACUACGCUGAAAAGAGAGUGGCCGGUACUGAUUUCCUAAAGGUCUGUAACGUCAGCAGUGUCAGUAACGUCACUGAAUUAACAUUCUACUGGGACUGGAACACCACCCAUUACAAUGGUACUCUACUAAAGCAAUAG